UAAAAAAAACCAUAGUGCUUUAUAUUAGAAGCAAUGCACCACUGAAUCUGAACUCUCCAGAAGUAUGGCUCUGUUUCUGAAGCCUCUUAUCAUCUUCCUACAUGAUUCAUGGCUUGCCCUCCUCUCUCUACUGAACUAUGGAUGGAGCUCUGAAGAGGCAGCUGGAGUUCCAAAAAGGCUCCAAGCAUCCAUUAAAACGACAUGGGGGCGACAAUUGAGGAGUUCACUUAUGGUUCCACUAUUUAAGUGUUUGGUGGCUUUUUGCUUGAUAAUCUCCCUCUUAGUUUUCAUAGAGGGUGUUUACAUGAACCUAGUAGUACUCUACGUUAAGUUAUUUAAGCGAAAACCCGAAAAAGUUUAUAAAUGGGAGCCUAUGCAAGAGGACAUUGAGCUCGGAGAUGAAUCAUAUCCCAUGGUCCUUGUCCAAAUCCCAAUGUACAACGAGAAAGAGGUCCUUAAAUUAUCUAUAGGUGCUGCAUGUAGACUAACAUGGCCAUUGGACCGCUUAAUUGUUCAGGUUUUAGAUGAUUCCACUGAUGAAACCAUCAAGGAGCUGGUGAACAAUGAAUGUGCAAAAUGGGAAAGUAAAGGCGUGAACAUUAAGUGUGAGAGGAGAGACAAAAGAAAUGGCUACAAAGCAGGAGCUCUUAAACAAGGCAUGAAACAUAACUACGUGAAGCUUUGCAACUACGUAGCCAUAUUUGACGCUGACUUCCAACCGGAGCCUGAUUACCUCCAACGCUCCGUCCCGUUCCUUGUACACAACCCUAAUGUUGCUCUCGUUCAAGCCCGAUGGAGAUUCUUGAACGCAAACAAGUGCUUGAUGACGAGGAUUCAAGAGAUGUCACUCAACUACCACUUUAUGGCAGAGCAAGAAUCUGGAUCCACUAGACAUGCCUUUUUCAGCUUCAAUGGAACUGCGGGUGUAUGGAGAAUGGCGGCGAUGGAAGAAGCUGGAGGAUGGAAUGACCGAACCACCGUAGAAGACAUGGACUUGGCCGUUCGUGCUGGUCUUCUCGGAUGGAAGUUUGUCUUCCUCGAUGACCUCACGGUGAAAAGCGAGCUACCAAGCAAAUUUAAGGCCUUUAGAUUCCAGCAGCAUCGAUGGUCGUGUGGUCCAGCCAAUCUCUUCAGGAAAAUGAUUAUGGAGAUUAUUCGCAAUAAGAGAGUGACGUUAUGGAAGAAGUUGUAUCUGAUAUACAGCUUCUUCUUCUUAAGGAAGAUCCUAGUCCACUUUUUCACUUUCUUCUUCUACUGCGUUGUUCUUCCUACAAGCGUCUUCUUCCCUGAAGUAAACAUUCCAGCUUGGUCAACUUUCUUCAUUCCCUCUCUGAUCACUUUCUUCAUCGUCAUUGCUACACCAAGAUCCUUCUAUCUCGUGAUAUUUUGGGUCUUGUUUGAAAACGUGAUGUCAAUGCAUCGGACAAAGGGAACUUUCAUCGGUAUACUCGAAGGAGGAAGAGUGAAUGAAUGGGUUGUUACUGAGAAACUAGGAGAUGCUCUUAAGACUAAGCUACUUCCUCAAAUUGGAAAACCUCGUAACGGGUGUUUCGAAAGCAUGAACUCGAAGGAGAUAAUGAUGGGGAUUUACAUAUUGUGUUGCGCAUGCUAUGGACUUUUCUUUGGAAACACAUUGUUAUAUCUCUAUCUCUUCAUGCAAGCGGUUGCUUUUCUCGUCUCUGGAGUUGGCUUUGUCGGAACUUGAGAGUAUAACACUGAAAGACCUUUUGGUUCCUGAUCAAGAACUUAGUUGAUGCUUGAUGAGACGUUCUGAAGCUAUAGUUUGAUAAUUUCUUGAUCUUUUGUCUAGCUACUACGUUAGUUGUAUGUUUCGUGAAUUGAAUAAGAUGAUGAUGUAAUAACAUUUAACAAAAACAA
Messenger RNA from Brassica oleracea var. oleracea, 1878 nucleotides. Its product is annotated as probable mannan synthase 10. Gene Ontology annotation, molecular function: mannan synthase activity. NCBI's taxonomy places the organism in Eukaryota, Viridiplantae, Streptophyta, Magnoliopsida, Brassicales, Brassicaceae. The record is from RefSeq and is a predicted model, not a curated record. The coding region runs from base 65 to 1705 and encodes 546 amino acids. The transcript has 10 exons. Gene Ontology annotation, cellular component: Golgi apparatus.